This is a messenger RNA of Lolium rigidum, 1826 nucleotides long. RefSeq names its product chaperone protein DnaJ-like. The record is from RefSeq and is a predicted model, not a curated record. Gene Ontology annotation, molecular function: ATP binding; heat shock protein binding. The transcript has 11 exons. Gene Ontology annotation, cellular component: cytoplasm. The coding region runs from base 1 to 1467 and encodes 488 amino acids. Gene Ontology annotation, biological process: response to heat; protein refolding. Lineage: Eukaryota; Viridiplantae; Streptophyta; Magnoliopsida; Poales; Poaceae.
AUGGCGCUCGCGCUCUCCACCCCGUUCGCGCCCUCCAGUUCUGGGCCCACCACCUCACGCUGCGCUUUCCCUCCCCGCGGGGCCCACUUCGCCGCCGCCUCCGCCGCGGGCAGGAGCGGCCUGCCGCUCGCGUGCGCCGCGCCGCGGAGCCGCGGGCGGGGGCGGGGGCGGCGCGGCGGGAGGCUGGUGGUGUGGGCGGCGGCCGACUACUACGCGACGCUGGGCGUGCAGCGCUCCGCGGACAUCAAGGCCAUCAAGGCCGCCUACCGGAAGCUCGCGCGCCAGUAUCACCCUGAUGUCAAUAAGGACCCUGGAGCAACUGACAAGUUUAAAGAGAUAAGCUCAGCCUAUGAGGUGCUGUCAGACGAUAAGAAGAGGGCGUUGUAUGACCAAUAUGGUGAAGCUGGGGUUAAGAGUGCGGUUGGGGGUUCUGCUGGAGCUUAUACGAGUAAUCCAUUUGAUCUGUUUGAGACAUUCUUCGGAGCAAACAUGGGUGGUGGUGGUGGAUUUUCUGGUAUGGACCAGAACGCAUUUAGGACACGCAGAAGGAGCGCUGCUGCUCAGGGUGAAGACAUCAGAUAUGAUGUGACUCUGGGGUUCUCAGAGGCAAUAUUUGGAACAGAAAAAGAUAUAAUAUUAUCCCAUUUGGAGACUUGUGAUACUUGUAGCGGUUCUGGUUCAAAGGUUGGCUCAAAGACAAGAAUAUGCUCCACCUGUGGUGGGCGAGGGCAAGUAAUGCGAACUGAGCAAACACCAUUUGGUCUCUUCUCCCAGGUUUCUAUUUGCCCCACAUGUGUAGGAGAGGGUGAGGUCAUUUCAGAGUAUUGCAGGAAAUGUUCAGGAGAGGGACGUGUUCGUGUCAGAAAGGAGAUCAAAGUAAAAAUUCCUCCAGGAGUUAGUAAAGGUAGUACACUUCGUGUACGUGGUGAAGGAGAUGCAGGACCGAAAGGAGGCCCCCCUGGAGAUCUUUUUGUUUGCCUUGAUGUAGAGGAGCCCUCUGAUAUUAAAAGGGAUGGUAUCAACUUGUAUUCCACUGUGUCGAUAAGCUAUGUUGAAGCUAUUUUGGGUACUGUUCAAAAGGUCAGAACUGUUGAUGGAACUAGUGAACUUCGAAUACCUCCAGGCACCCAACCUGGUGAUGUAGUGGUCCUAGCUAAGCAAGGUGUUCCGUCAUUGAAUAGGCCAUCUAUACGUGGUGAUCAUCUAUUCACUAUUAAGGUUUCUAUACCAAAACGUAUAAGUGGGCGCGAAAAGGAGUUACUUGAGGAACUUGCCUCGCUGGCCAAUGGUGGUUUUGCUCGUGCACCAGUGAAACCAAAGCCUAUUCGCCAAGAGAACGGAAGCAGUGUUGCUCAAGAAGUACCAGAUCAACCUGAUGAAGAGGAGGUUGACUGGUUGAAGAAACUUUCAGAUUUUGCUGGAUCCAUUGUCAAUGGCGCAUCCAAGUGGCUGAAGGACAACCUGUAGCCUGUAAAUAUCUUACUGCAGUUACGCCAAUUGUCAAUUCAUCGGGAUUCGAAGCGCUGCCACAUGUGUUCUGUUGGAGAUGUUCAUCCUUUUACAGGCAGUGGAGUGGCAACGGAGAGGGUUGAGUGAGUGUCAGCUAAUUUUAUUGACGCCAUUUCUAUUUUUGAUCCCCUUGUAAAGCAUGGAUUUUGCUGUAGUUCGCAUUCGUUUUCCAAGAGCAUGUAAACAGUCCCAAGUCACGGCCGCUGAUGUUAAACUUACAUCCACUGUAAAUACAUAUGUCGUUCCAAUAGUCUGUGUAAGCUAAUAUUUUUGUUAACCUAAACUCAGAAUAUACCCGUAUCUUAUUUAAGUUGCAA